AUGUCCGGACUUCCAUCAUCAGUAGCAUUUGGAGAAGAAGAAGAGCCUGAUCUUCUUGAUAAGAUGUGGGAAAAAUCAAAGCAACAGCCGUUAGUACCAAUAGGUUCGUUAUUGACGGCUGGUGCUGUUUUUUUAGCAGCCAGAUCUAUGAAGCGUGGUGAGAAAGUCAAGACACAAAUCUACUUUCGUUAUCGUAUAGGUUUCCAAUUGGCAACAUUGGCUGCCUUGGUUUUGGGAGGGAUGUAUUAUGGUACUGAAACAAAAGAGUAUAAACAAUCUCGUGAAGAAAAAUUGAGAGAAAAGGCCAAACAAAGAGAAAAAUUAUGGAUUGAAGAACUUGAAAGAAGAGAUGCCAUUAUCCAAGCUAGAAAACAAAGAUUAGAGGAAAGUAAGAAAGAAUUACGUGAAUUAGCCAAACAAGGUUUUGAAGAAGAACAAAAUUCCCAGCAGAGUCAAGAAAAGAAUUAA
Molecule: messenger RNA, 468 nt
Organism: Candida tropicalis MYA-3404
Lineage: Eukaryota; Fungi; Ascomycota; Pichiomycetes; Serinales; Debaryomycetaceae
Exons: 2
Coding region: 1-468 (155 amino acids)
Biological process (GO): mitochondrial respirasome assembly
Cellular component (GO): mitochondrion
Source: RefSeq, a predicted model, not a curated record